Polyodon spathula (Mississippi paddlefish) is the source of this 6762-nucleotide messenger RNA. It is a transcript of the gene sptbn4a, whose product is annotated as spectrin, beta, non-erythrocytic 4a. Gene Ontology annotation, molecular function: phospholipid binding; actin filament binding. The coding region runs from base 720 to 4553 and encodes 1277 amino acids. The transcript has 19 exons. Gene Ontology annotation, biological process: actin cytoskeleton organization. Gene Ontology annotation, cellular component: cortical actin cytoskeleton; cell junction; plasma membrane. The record is from RefSeq and is a predicted model, not a curated record. NCBI's taxonomy places the organism in Eukaryota, Metazoa, Chordata, Actinopteri, Acipenseriformes, Polyodontidae.
CAGUACCAAGCAGUGUCUAAAUGCAUGCUGUAGAUUCUGCCAGCAACACUGAACAGGACUGCAGAUGCAGCAUCACAAUGCAGGGAUCUAAGACAGACAUUGGAAUCGAAGACCCUUAGAAUCUGGGAGAAUUGGGGAAAGGAUUUAGGAGCAAAAAAAAAGGGGGGGUGGGGUGGGGUGGCGGCAGGGCAGUAUCGUCAACCCCUCCUACAUCCCCAAAAAAAUAAAAUAUUCGAGGUUCAGGGUGACUGUUGACUGCGCAGGACAAAAUCAACGAGGAAUUCUUUGUUGAUUUUGAUUUUUUUUUUGCUAUUUCUAGAGCAACUGGGCCUAUCAGUGGAUAUAUCAAAUGGGAUAUUGAUAUAUACUAAAAGGAAAAUAUAUUCUACAGCCCGGCUGGUUUAACACCAAGAAGAUUGCAGUAGUAGCAUGCAAAAAAGGGGCCAGAUUUAAUAGACUCUGUGUAAUCGAGGAAGAAAGAGUGCAUGAAUUGUGCUUCAGUGGCUGGACAGAAUCCCCAUUUGUAUUUUUUUUUUUUAAGAAGACAGGUUUGCUGACUGCUGAAGACUUCCUCCACCCUCUUCCCCAGCCCCCUGUGUCCCACUCCCCCAUACACGGUCUCCCACACUUGGGCUGCGUGCUCCAGAAUGCCCCCUGAAGUCCAGACCCCUGAAUACUGUCUCUCUGUUUCCUAGCUGGACGACUGGGUCGCGGAGAAGAUGCUGAUGGCUCGCGACACAUCUCGCGACGAGGCCCAUAAGCUGCACAAGAAAUGGCUCAAGCACCAGGCUUUCAUGGCUGAGCUAGCCCAAAAUAAGGACUGGCUGGAGAAGAUAGAGAAGGAGGGCCAGCAGCUGAUACAGGAGAAGCCAGAGCUGGGCUCCAUCGUGCGGAAGAAGCUGGGUGAGAUCCGGCAGUGCUGGAUGGAGCUCGAGUCCACCACACAAGCUAAGGCCCGGCAGCUCUUUGAGGCUAACAAGGCAGACGUGUUGGUGCAGAGCUACACGGAGCUGGAUCAGCAGCUGCUCCAGCUCGAGGGGCGUCUGGGCCAGGUGGACCAGGGCCGAGACCUCACCGGUGUCAACAAGCAGCUGAAGCAGCUCCAGGCCAUGGAGGCACAGAUGGAGGAUUGGUAUAAGGAAGUGGGGGAGCUGCAGGUGCAGGCGACCUCCAUCCCCCAGCAGGGGGCGAUCAAGGACAGCGUUAACCAGAAGCAGAACGUGGUGGAGACGCGGAUCAUCCGGCUGAUUGAGCCCCUCAGAGAGAGGCGGCGCAUACUGCUGGCAUCCAAGGAGGUGCACCAAGUCAGCCGCGACCUGGAGGACGAAAUCCUGUGGCUUCAGGAGAGACUUCCCUUGGCAACCUCUAAAGAGCACGGGGACAGCCUGCAGGCUGUACAGCAGCUCAUGAAGAAGAAUCAGUCUCUGCAGAGGGAGCUCCAGGGACACAGGGGGAGGGUGGAAGACGUGCUGGACAGGGCCGGGCUGAUCGCCUCCAUUCGCAGCCCCGAGACGGACUCUGUGCGUUCCAACCUGGACUGCCUGCAGCAGCUGUGGGACACCUUGCGCUCAGAGACAGAGCAGCGGCAGAUCACCCUGGACGGCAUGUACCAGGCUCAGCAGUACUACCUCGACGUGGCUGAGGUGGAAACGUGGCUGAGCGAACAGGAGCUGCACAUGAUGGACGAGGAGAAAGGCAAGGAUGAGGCCAGCACCUUACAGCUGUUAAAGAAGCACCUGGCUCUGGAGCAGACCAUCGAGGAUUACGCCGAGACCAUCGGCUUGCUGUCCCAACAGUCUCGCUCUCUCCUGGAGCUGGAACACCCAGACAGCGAGCAGAUCAGCAAGCGACAGCUCCAGAUUGACCGGCUCUACGUGUCUCUGAAGGACCUGGUGGAGGAGCGCAAGGGGAAGCUGGAGCAGCAGUACUGGCUCUACCAGCUGAACAGGGAGGUGGAUGAGCUGGAGCAGUGGAUAGCUGAGAAGGAGGUGGUGGCAGGGUCACCAGAGCUGGGACAGGAUUCCGAGCACGUCACGCUGCUCCAGGGGAAGUUCACAGAGUUUGCCUCGGAGACGGGCUCUCUCGGUCAGGAACGGGUGUCGGCGGUCAACCAGAUGGCGGACGAGCUGAUCGACUACGGCCACGCGGACGCGGCCACCAUCGCGGAGUGGAAGGACGGGGUGAACGAGGCCUGGGCUGACCUGCUGGAGCUCAUGGAGACCCGGGCGCAGAUGCUGGCCGCCUCUCACCAGCUGCACAAGUUCUUCGACGACUGCCGAGAGGUGCUCUCGCAGAUCGAGGACAAGCAGAAGAGGCUGCCCGAGGUGCGGGCCCGCCAAAGGGGCAGCGCCAACACCAGCACCCUGCAGAGAUUCUUGCAUUCCUUCGAGAGGGACAUCCAGCAGGUUGUUUCCCAGGUAAGACAGCUUCAGGAAAGCGCGGCUCAGCUGAGGACGGUCUACGCCGGCGAGAAAGCAGAAGCCAUCGCCGGGAGGGAGCAGGAAGUGAUGCAAGCCUGGAAGGAGCUGGUGAAUUCCUGCGAGGAGUGCCGGGUGCAGAUCACCACAGCGACGGACAAGCUGCGCUUCUUCGGAAUCGUGCGGGACCUGGUUUCGUGGAUGGACGGCGUCAUCUCUCAGAUCGGCACGGGAGAGAAACCCAGCAGGGCUUUGCUGAGGAUAAAUUAUCUAAGGGACGUAUCGUCGGUCGAGGUGAUGAUGAAUUACCACCAAGGGCUGAAGAACGAGAUGGAAGCCCGCAACAAGAGCGUGAUGCAGUGCGUGGAGAUGGGCAAGAUGCUGCUGGCAGCCAGGAACCCAGUAGCAGAGGAGAUUAAGGAGAAACUGGAGAAGGUGAUUGCAAAGCAGAAAGAGCUGUCGGAGAAAUGGGAGAAGCAUUGGGAAUGGCUGCAGCAUAUGCUGGAGGUGCACCAGUUUGCCCAGGAAGCUGUGGUGGCGGACGCCUGGCUCGCCGCCCAGGAGCCCAUCAUCAAAAGCCAGGAGCUGGGCAGCAGCGUGGACGAGGUGGAGCAGCUCAUCCGCCGGCACGAGGCCUUCCGCAAAGCAGCUGCAACCUGGGAGGAGAGGUUCAGUUCACUGAGGAAACUUACCUCGCUGGAGAAGUUGAAAGCCGAGCAGAGUAAGCUGCCCCCGACGCCAAUGCUGGGGCGCAAGGUCUUCGUGGACCCCCAGGAGGCUAGCCCAGCUUGGACCCCCUCCUCAGUCAUGAGGCAGACCAUCUACGAGCAGGUCGAACCCAAAACCGAGAGGCAUCUGGAAAUUGCCUCCUCUUCCGCCAAGAAGCUGGGCUCCACCGUGGCUUCCUCCUACGUGCCAGCGAUGAAUGGGACGAAAUACAUGGGCUUGGACCCCCGAAACGAACCAAAAAUAGCCUACUUCCGUCAGGAACUGAAUCAAGAGAGACUGCAGCCUAGGAUCGACCACCUGGCAGACUGCGUCCAGCCAACUUUGGAAGCCAAGAAACUGGAACGAGAAAAACAAGAGCAAAGAUUGACCAACCCGCACCAGGAGGGGGCUCGAGAGCUGGUCAAUGGGACCCAAGAGCAUGUAGGUGUGAGGGCAAGCCGAUCAGACCUGCAGACUGAGAAGAGGAGGCAGGAGAGACAGACUUCCAGCGACCAGGAGGUCCGGGCCAGGAGAGACGAGCUGCCUCAGGAGAGGAGGAGGCGCGACCGGAGGCUGGAGAGGCAGUCGUCCAGCGAGGAGGAGGCUCCACCAAGGAAGGAGGAGCUGCGGAGGGAUAGGCACGAACGGAAGCUGGAGAGACAGGAGUCCAGCGAACAGGAUCGCUCUGAGAAGCGGACAGGAGGGGAGAAGCGGUCGACUCUAGCUGAUAUCGUGGAACAGCUGCAGGAGAGAGAGCAGUCCCAGGCACCAGCUCAGGUCCGAGAGAGGGACUCCGGAUCUCGCCUGCACAACGGGCUUCCGGAGCGCACUCCCAGACCGGACCGCCCGCGAGCCAGGGACCGUCCCAAACCUCGAAGGAGACCCCGGCCCAAAGACCCCAGCACUGGUCCCGGAGAGACGCGCCGCUCCCGCUCAGCCCCGGCCCAGAGCACAUGCUCCGCUCCUCCAGCUCCUCCCUCUCACACAGUUCAGCAGGAGGGCUGCAUGUUCCGUAAGCAGGACGGGGAGAUCGAAAAGAAAUCUUCAAACAGGUCCUGGGUAAACCUGUACUGCAUUGUGACAAACGGAGAGAUGGGCUUCUAUAAAGACGCUAAGAACACCACGACUACCUUCAAUGGGGAGCCAAUCAUCAGCCUGAACAACUGCAUCUGUGACGUGGCCAACGGAUACAAGAAGAAGAAGAACGUCUUCAAACUCAAGACAACAGAAGGAACCGAGUUUUUUUUCCACACGAAAGAUGAGACUGAUCUGAAGAACUGGGUCGAGACGAUAACGACCGCCAUCUCGGAGCACGAGGAGAUCGCGAAAUGGGCCCAGACCCAGCCUACUACCUCUUCGACGGACGACGGGAACUCAAGGAAGACCAUGGAGGAGCGCCGCCUCAGUGUCUCGUCCAAAAAGAAAUGAGCGGGGAGCAAGACGAGGGGUUCCCCUUCUCACGGGAUGGUCCUGCGUUCAGUCUUCCCCCCUGUGCAUGCACGCACGCACAUGUGUGUGUGUGUGUGUUCCCCACCACCCCACCCCUCUCUCUCUCUGUCUCUCCUGUCUCUCUGUCUCUCUCGCAGGGAGCAGAAAAGAGCCUAGGACAAGCAACGGCACCAACUCUUAGACACUGAUGCUCCGCAAUUCUGUAGCUCAACGUCUGUCUUGAAACACUGAAGCACAUGUCAAAGAUUCAUAAGCUCUGCCGUGACAGGUUACCGGUACGUUACAAAAAUGAAUAAAGGCAACCCAUGCCGGUUUGAACGUGUAUUUAAAUGCAAGCAGAGUAGUUUUAAUAAUAUAUUUAUUUACUGACAGCUGUUAUUAACUGCAUUUUAUUUUCUUUGAGUUGUGUGGGGCUUUGCCUGGGUCAGGGGGUGAAAUAAUUAAGCACUCCUAAAUUUAUAUAUUAAAAAAAAAAGAAGGAACAAAAGCAUCAAAUAAGGCACUUGACUGCAAUUCAAAACCAGCUACCGCCUGCGACCCGUGGAGUUAAGAGCAUCGCUGUCAAGAGUUGUCAGUGUCUGUUUUCUUUGUAAAAGAGAGAGUCUUCAAAAAAGAUCGUAAUUCUCUACAGCACUCAUAUCAGGACACCACUUCUAAGCUAUCGACUUGCUUUUACUGGAAAUGCAUCUGUUUUCAUUUGAUAAGGGUAGAGUAGCUUUGUUUUUUUUUUUUUUUUUUUUUUUUUUUAACUUGAGACGCGUAGUUACACUGCGUGUACUGCUGCUCUAUCGGAGCCAAACUGAUGUCAAAAACUGCUGCACUGGCAUUGUAAAGAUGAGCAGUAUACAUCAGUAACAUGGUAACUAGCGGUAUAAAUAUACUGCACAUAUAAUAUGGCAAAGCUGUACUCAUCUACAUAUAGUUUGUGAAACCCAUACUGCAGUAAAAAGCAAGAGAAUACCGUAAUUUUUAGUAUUCAACGUGGAAAGGCUUUUUCUCUUUUUCUGAAUCGUUGCAAUGGACACAAGGACGUGUAGCACACCAGAUCAUUUUGUACAAAUGUUUUAUUACACAAAUUAAAGUGAGUGGGUGGGCGUGAGAGGGGGUAACACACUUGCAUGGAAUUCACAGGUGUGCGUUACACUCGAAGAACUACGGGACUUAUUCUAUUGCCAUAUUAUACAGCACAGCAACUUCUGUAAAUAGCAUACAAGUUUAGAAUGGUAAUGCUAUGAUGCUAUACAUCGAGAAUAUACAGUUCAUGUGAUAAGAUAUUGUUAUAGGCUAUGUUCUGCUUUUUUUGAAAAAUACUCAGCUUUGCAAUUUCUUCUGUGUUUAUGGAAAGGUUUGGAGAGUUAUGGCAUUCAGGAACACAACUAGAUAUGGUAAUUUUGAGUUAAUAUUGCCUUUAUUAAAAUUGGGAGUUUUCAGUUUAAUGCUCAAUCCGAAUACUUGGUUUAUGCAGCUCUGGUAUUUAGUGGUCCAGAAAACACAUUUUGUGUUUUUUUUUUUCACUGUGCUUCUAAAAAUAUCAGCUUUUCCAUAGAAAAUGUCAGCAGUGCCACAGUGAGAAACGCUGGAUGUGUUGUUAUACGAGGGAAUCCUUCUUAACCCUUUAAGUACCAAAUACUUUUUUUUCUUUGCAAAAAUCAGAACGCAAGCUAUUUAUGUAAUUUGAUAGGAUCUAGACCAACAUUUCUUCACAGAAGAAAAACUUCAUUUUGGCUACAAACUGCUGCGUCUUAUUUUGAGAAGCUAGACGCGCUCAUAAUCAAACCAGUGUAAGAUCACAAGCUGAAAAUGGAGCUUUAUCAUCACUGCGCGGAGGGAAAACGCCAAGAAAUUCUUUUCAGGCUUCAGUUUCUUAUUUUGGCGUAUUAAAAGCCCAUGAGUUUACUGAAUGAACAACUUCAUUCAGACUUAACGUUUAUGGUUAAGUAGGGUCUCAAAACAAUAUAGUUAAAGAGAAAAUGAAAAUAGCAGGUAAACCGCCAGUUUAAAAUGACGCAGUAGCCUGUCCUCAAAUGAGGACAAUGGUACUUAACGGGCUGGCAACGCAAAAGGAAAACAUGCAAAGCUGAGCAUCUUUUUAAACUGUAACUUAGGACUUGCGUUCUUUAAUUACUGUGAGCCACCGGCCCCUUCGCUUAGUCUGUAAAUAACAGACCACACACAAAAUACAACCAAC